UGCUUCGCUGAACGACGUUUUCCUGUGCUGGUGCACGGUGCGCACGACGAGUUUGUGCAGGAGGUUAAGUUUGCUUGCUGGCAAAGGCCGGGUGCGAGAUCGACAUGGGUUCGAACGGGUUAGCUACCUCUAUUGAGAUGUUUAGAAAGUGUACGUCAUUUACGGACUGGUCAGAUCGACUGGCCUAUACCUUUCACGCAAAUCAAGUUGCGGCUGAUCGCCAAAAAUCGCAUUUUAUGAUGAUUUGCGGUCCUUUUCUUUUUUCUCAAUUAAAAUUGCACUACAGCAAAGAUGAGCUGGAUAAGGCCACUUAUGCUGAUAUUGUGUCAAAAUUGAAACAAAAAUUGGACAAAACGGAGCCGGACUUAGUCCAACGCUUUCGUUUUAGUCAGCGAAACCAGCAACCUGAUGAAUCCAAUGAGGAUUUCGUGCAGGCGGUCAAGAUGCAGGCGGAAUUCUGUGGUUUUGGGGCGUUUAAGAACGUGGCCAUUAUGGACAGGGUCCUGGCGGGUCUUCUUGACGGGAAUCUCAAAGAGAAUUUGCUGAAGGAGGAAAGUUUGACUUUGGACAAGAUGGACAAGUUCAUCACAACAUGGAACAUAGCAAAACAAAACGUUAAAGCAUUAAACAAUCAACCUGGAGAAUCUCAAUUGGGACAGUACAGUUACUUUACACCAGAACAAAUUCAUUACAUUCAAAAGACAACAACACAAAGGCAAGGGUCUUCACGGUACGGAAAUUACAGACAAAAUGAUGGGUUGCAAGGGCAAAAUUUUCCAGAAAGGCGAAACAAUUCCAGAUUUCAGCCUUAUAAAAACUACAAUUCUGAUUCUCAAGUUUACACUAACCGAAGGUUCAAUAACCAAACACAACAACAAAGGUAUUUUGACAAAAGCUAUGAUAGGAGAUAUCCUCAGACUAGAAUUUCGUGUGAUUUUUGUGGAAAAAUGGGUCAUUCUAAGCAAAAUUGCUUCAAACUUGAUUACUUCAACAGACAAUUUGUGAAUUUCAUGGGUGAGAGUACUGCAGAUGAUUAUUCCUGCAAUGAAGGUGGUGAAAUUGAGUACGCAAAUGCGGAAAUGUUCAACCAAAUAGAAAACUUUCAAGAUAAUAAUGACCAAUGCAUGAAAAUUUUUACUGUUUUGAACACAACAUAUGUUAAGCUGGAUGAAACACAAAUAGAGGACCAAAUGGUUGAUUUUGAAGUUGAUGUUAGUUGCUUGUUGAAUGACAGCACAUUUUCUAUACCAAUUGAUGAUGAUAGUUAUGCUGACAUUGAAUUGAAAAGUUUGUUUACCCCGAAUUGGGAGGAUGAUUCGAUUUUGGAUUUGAACGAUUUGUUUGAUAAAACUUGUUAUAAUAUUGAUGAAAAUUGUGAUGAUGCCCUGAAUUGGGAUGAAAAUUUGUUUUGUGGUUUUGGAUUUUUACAUGAUGAGAACAUGGAAGGUGGUGAAUGUGAGAAUGUAGGUUUUAAUGAACUUUUAGCAGAUGUCAGCGUGAGUUUUGAAGGUGCCCCAAAUUGGGAAGAAAAUGUUGUGUGUGGUUUGAAUAAUUUAUUUUUGUAUGACGAUGUUUUGGAUAUGAAACAAGAUGUGAUGUUGGAAAAUAACGUGGGUUCGAUUGAACAUAAUUUUGAUACCAAAAGGAAUAUUUCAAGCAAUGCAAUAGCAGCAAAUUUAUAUUAUACCUCAAAUUGGGAAGACAGUGACAAUUUUGAUUUGGAAUGUUUAUUUACCACUAAUGUUAACUCAAAUCAAGCAAAUCUUGAUAACUGUGAGAGUUCGGACAAAAAGCUGCUGAUUGGCAAUGAUGGUUGUGGAAUUGAGUGUUGUAUUGAUGAUGUUCAGAAUUUGAUUUUAACCCCAAUUUGGGGAAUGUUUCAAGAAAGUUCGGAAAGUGUUUGUUUCGGAAAAGUAUUAUUUGACGAAGUUUCUGAGAUGUCAGAGCGAAAAGGUAGUAGUUUAAGUUUAACGCUAUGUAAAUCUAAUUUGAAAAACGAGCAUGAUAUGCAAGACAUUGAAUUGAUGAUAAUAUUUUUGAUUAUGAUUACUGUAAUUUUUUGCCAAAAUGGGUUUAAAGCUAUACAAAUUUCGUUGUUUCUGUACAAAUUGAUGACUGAUAUUUUGACGAGCAUUGCAAAUUUGCAAUUUAUUUUGAUUUUGAGUAAAGGAUGUGCUAAAAAGUUAGACAAUCGCUUUGUUGACAAUUUUUGUGGUCGGCAUGAUCAAAAAUUUGUGGACGAUUGCUGGUUGUUAAAUGACAAAGUUGGCAAAACGCUAUUUUUUCAAAGCGGGAAAUUGAAAUGUUUACAAGUCAUCUAUGCCAAAUCAUUAAAUCUGUUUUUGAAAAGUCAUAUUUGUUACACAAUUGAGAAACAACAAAUGUUGAACAGGAAUCUUUUUAAAAGCAUCAAACCAAAGCUGUUGGUUUGUUUGCUUGAAAGUAAUCGUUUGCUGGACAGUUUGGCAAUAGUCAUUGUGUUAUUCAUAUUUUUGAGUUUAGUUUUCUCAAUUUGUUUGCUAAGAAAUCUUAUUCGCGGGCUGACGAAAGUGACGAAUGGAGAAUUCCAUAAUUUUAGUGUGUUGGUCAUUUGUUCAAAUCUGUGCAUUUAUUUUAUUCAAGACGAUGAUGGUCUGUCAUGGAAAUUUAGUUUAAUUUCAAAUAAUUAUGUGUGCAAUGGUACAUUGAAUGAAAAGCAGAUUAUAAACAAGUUAAACUAUAGCAUACCUAAAACUAAAACUUUUCAAGAGAAGUGUUUGACAGAUGAUCAGAUAGUAGAUGUGGAAACUCAAUGGUUUCAAUGGAUUUUUUUUGAAAGGGUGGUGAAUGAGGUAGUCUCUUUAACUUGGGACAUGCCUAGCAUUUAUUUUCAUAAUAUAGAUCAAAAUAUCUUGAUUCCAUGCAGUGUUUGCAUUAGUUCUCAAUCGAAAAUCCACAAUAGUGAUGAAUUACUUGUUGUUUCAAGGUCUAUUGGCUUUGUUCACAGGCUGAUAUGCUGGAUUUCUGUCCUGAGUUUUAGAGUUGUUUUUACAGUUUUCAUUAUAAAUGUCCUAAAACAAUUUUAUUUGUAUUUUAAACAGAUACUCGUACAACAUGGUUCCCAGUGGAGCGAGGACAAGAAAACGCGAUGGCGCCUAGUAGCACGAAUCGUCGUGUUGUGGACUCGAAGGAGAUGUGCUGUUCGUGGUGAUUGGCAAUCAAAGAAGUUGCUGGUGGAGUGCAGCAAACGAAAUGACCUUCUACUGAAGACGAAAUGCGAAACAACAUGGAGAUUUCGAACGAGGACACGGGUGGUGCUGGAUGCGGCAGAAACCGUCCGUUUAGGGAUGUCUCUGAACGGAAAGGAACAAAACGUAAAAAACGUAAAAGGAAUACUUCUAACAGUGAAAUUAUCUGAGAUGAAGACUUUUUUACAAUUCCUGAACACUAAUUUCUUUCGAAUUAGAACAAAACGUUGAAUUAGAUUUUUGUUUGUUACUUAACUUUGCUUUAUAUAAAUUACAUUGUUAUCAUUUCAUUAAUGAGUUCGUUAACUUUAGUUUUAAGUAAAGGGGGGAGGACUGUUGAGUACCCCUCGUUUGAGUACUAGUCAAAUGACAGUACAAAUACAUGUAACGCGCGUUCUCUAACUUACCUUAAAUAAACGAGCUUGUGCUCUAUUCGGCCUCUUUUACCGCUGAACUCCAAA
Molecule: messenger RNA, 3688 nt
Organism: Culex quinquefasciatus (southern house mosquito)
Lineage: Eukaryota; Metazoa; Arthropoda; Insecta; Diptera; Culicidae
Exons: 2
Coding region: 105-3458 (1117 amino acids)
Source: RefSeq, a predicted model, not a curated record